UUCCAGCAGCGCCUGUCCUACACCACACUCAGUGAUCUGGCGCUGGCGCUUCUCGACGGCACUGUGUUCGAGAUCGUGCAGGGACUGCUGGAGAUCCAGCACCUCACGGAGAAGAGCCUGUACAACCAGCGCCUGCGGCUGCAGAACGAGCACCGAGUGCUCAGGCAGGCGCUGCGGCAGAAGCACCUGGAGGCCCAGCAGGCCUGCCGGCCCCACAACCUGCCCAUGCUCCAGGCCGCUCAGCAGCGUGAGCUGGAGGCAGUGGAGCAUCGGAUCCGGGAGGAACAGCAGGCGAUGGACCGGAAGAUUGUCCUGGAGUUGGACCGGAAGGUGGCUGACCAGCAGAGCACACUGGAGAAGGCAGGAGUAGCUGGCUUCUAUGUGACCACCAACCCACAGGAGCUGACACUACAGAUGAACCUGCUGGAACUCAUCCGGAAGCUGCAGCAGAGGGGCUGCCAGUCUGGGAAGGCAGCCCUGUGACCAGGUGGGGUCCCUGCUGGCCACCUCUGCCCAGUGUGGUCGGGAAUGCAGCCGUGUCCACUGUUACCGGAAAGCUGGACAUUUCCUGACAUUCGGUCACUGACUCAGCUGCCACCAGAGGCGCCUGGAGACUCUGACUCCGUCACCCACCUCUGGAUUUAGAUAGGGUCAUAAAAAGGAGAGAGCCCGGCCUGUGCACUGUCUGCCCGAGGGCCAGGUGGAAUAGGGCUACCGGUUCUAGCACCCUCCCACUAGGUGGGCACAUCCCGACCUCUGUGCAGGUCCCUGGCUUUGUGCUCACUUUUGUCUUGGCCCCUCCUUGGCAGCUCCAGCCCCCAAGUAGAAGGGGCUCUGAGGCCCAGGCCGUAUGUGACUCAAAAAUAAAAAGCCUACACGUGGCUUACAGGUCUGUGAUUCCCUUUCCCGGCAGUCUGUGACCCUGUUGCGGCCGGCAGAGAGCAGCACCAUGUGGCAGAGGCUCCCCGAAGGCUCCCUUCCUCCUGGGCUGCCCAAGCCCACCACCUCGUCCCUGCCGCGGGACUGCUCACUGCUGGCUCUCCCUGCCCCGGCCCCGGCCCCGCUCCCCAGGCACUACCACUGCUGUCUUCACCACGGACCAGACCCAGACGACUCCACGCGGGCCUGGAGAGCACGGGUGGAGAUGCGCAGGCACCGGGCUAGGGUGCGAAGGGAAGUUACCUGCCGCAGGCCCGGUCAGUGGCCUUUCAGGGAAGCAGGAACCUGGGGAGGGGAGUGGGCGGCAGAAGAAAGGAGCCCAGGCCUGCCUGCUGCUGUCUGCCCUGCUCAGAGAGCCCUUGGGCCCACUGGUUCCUGGGCUAUAGACGCAAGGGUGGCUGAGUCUGCAGUGCAGCUCGUCAGAGGUGCUGUCUGCCCGUCCCCGCCAGUCGGGACUCCUGGCUUGAAGGAGACCUCUCCGUCCUAGCUGUUCCCUCCACCGCACACAGCUGAUUUCACGUGACUCAUGCGGUAGAGUUGAGGGCGCUCGCCUUCAAAUGGUGAUUUAUUGACCAGGCAGCUGUCCAGCUGGACCACCACCCUGCAGGAGGCUUGGGUGUGUGUGUGAGUCCCUGGCAGGCGAUUCUUCAGGCCAACACCAGGGAUGGCCCC
Messenger RNA from Fukomys damarensis (Damara mole-rat), 1611 nucleotides. RefSeq names its product DiGeorge syndrome critical region gene 6 like (gene Dgcr6l). The transcript is spliced from 4 exons. The annotation marks the transcript as partial. The record is from RefSeq and is a predicted model, not a curated record. NCBI's taxonomy places the organism in Eukaryota, Metazoa, Chordata, Mammalia, Rodentia, Bathyergidae.